Molecule: messenger RNA, 564 nt
Organism: Talaromyces rugulosus
Lineage: Eukaryota; Fungi; Ascomycota; Eurotiomycetes; Eurotiales; Trichocomaceae
Exons: 3
Coding region: 1-564 (187 amino acids)
Source: RefSeq, a predicted model, not a curated record
AUGACCCUUGGGGAAGAUUCGACGACGAAUUCUGGUGAAUUGCUCAAGUCUAUUGAUAAAGUGACCAAGGACGAUAGGAAAGGAGAUUGGUCCUCAUAUCCUUUGGAUUUCGAAGACAAAUGGCCCCUCACACGCGCCGAGCGGGUGCAGGAGCUAGAGGAACUACUAUCCAGACACUACUUCAAGACAAUGCAGAGAGAGAAUAUCAAGGGUGCCAUAGCGUACCAUGCGGGAUUUCCGCCCGACGAGGUGAUGCCCGACGAAAGCGUCUGUUUCCAGGGCGUAAAGAUUGUCGAGGUCCCGGUAUCGGAGAUUGACCCAGAGAAAGGGCCCCCCUGGCUGCGAUUUUAUGACCGGACAUGGCCAAGGACAACAGUUCAAAAUUUCUCAGGUGAUAAAAUCACCCUGAAAACCAACGAUCCUAAGACCAUGCCAUUACCAAAUUGUGAUAUCUUGAAGAUGCAAUGGUUCCUUCAAAGGCCAGCAGCCAUCAGCGGAGUAGCUGAAAGCUACAACGACGACUAUCACGGUGACUUACACAUACGUGAAGACAUCAACAACUAA